Vicia faba (fava bean) is the source of this 279-nucleotide messenger RNA. The record is from the annotation of a GenBank genome assembly. NCBI's taxonomy places the organism in Eukaryota, Viridiplantae, Streptophyta, Magnoliopsida, Fabales, Fabaceae.
AUGAUGAGGAAGGAUCUAAAGUUUCUAUACCAGGGAAUUGGUUAUAAAGAAGGGUUCAGCUCGGGUGAAGUUUCAUCUUUCUUGCAUAGGAAGAAAUGUAUUCAUACUCGUGCUAUUGUAUUCGCCAUUACCUCUGCUCAGGGUGUCAAGCUAGUCCCACUGGACGCUUAUCACACUUAUCACAUUUACCAGGCAACCUUUCUGUUCUCCUUAGUUGUUGCUGGUCAGAGCGACGUCUUGGUCAUGGGUAAUCCUUCCAUGGACAAGUUGGAUGGGUAA